Molecule: messenger RNA, 1893 nt
Organism: Penicillium roqueforti
Lineage: Eukaryota; Fungi; Ascomycota; Eurotiomycetes; Eurotiales; Aspergillaceae
Product: protein serine/threonine kinase activating protein nimO
Exons: 3
Coding region: 1-1893 (630 amino acids)
Biological process (GO): regulation of cell cycle phase transition; positive regulation of nuclear cell cycle DNA replication
Cellular component (GO): Dbf4-dependent protein kinase complex; nucleus
Molecular function (GO): protein serine/threonine kinase activator activity; nucleic acid binding; zinc ion binding
Source: RefSeq, a predicted model, not a curated record
AUGGCGACUCGUCGUCCACUCGCAAACGUGCCGAAUGCAACCAAUUCUCCACACAGGGCAGGGCUGUUACCAGUUAAACGAGCUCGCUCUACUCAAACGGAGAUCCCGUACGGACAACCACCGCCGAAGAAACAAUUGAUUGAGAGCAUGCAAUACGAGUCUCGUUCCGCCACCUGUCAGACCACGAACACGGACUCGAAACUUUUCGCCCGACGAUCGAACAACAGUAACCCUAGUGCGUUUGAAAAGAGGCUCGUCGCAGCCAGGGAGAAGGAACGCCAACCGCAAGUGAAGCACAUGAGAGUCGAGAAGGCUCCGGCAGAUACCAUGGACUCCAUUCGACAAUGGCAGCGGCACUAUAGGAAGGCAUUCCCACAGUUUGUGUUUUACUUCGAUAGCAUUCCCGAGGAUGUCAGACGGCGGUUCUCUCGCCAGGUCACUGCACUUGGAGCUCGCGAGGAGAAGUUUUUCUCACGCCUAGUAACCCACGUUGUCACCUCACGAGCUAUCCCCCCAGAAUCGGCCACCCCAGCAGAACCGGAGUCAACUGUAGACGCUAGAAACCGCGAUAGCAACGUUCUAACCGUCAACCCUUCUCUCAUAGAGAGAAAUGGCGACAAUCACCUGCAUGCUUCUUUGAAAACCGAGACCCGACGUGACCAAGGCACCAUGGACAUUCUGCAAAGGGCUCGACAGAUGGGCAUGAAAAUCUGGGCGUUGGAAAAGCUUCAACGUAUGAUCACUACCAUCAAUGACAGUGACAUCGCCGCCCAAUAUGAACAGGCUGCUCGGAAUAAGGCCGCUGGUGGUAACGCCGCCAACGCUGAUCUUUCGCGGGUUCUUCGUCAGGAACUGCUUAAUGGGCCGUCCGAUCGUGAUCCAUUGGCAUCACUUGAGAUGAUAAUGUUCAAAGGUCCAUUUGUCUACAUCCAUGACAUGAACGAGAAGACCAAACCAGUCAUGGUUCGAGAAUAUCCCCGAGUCGCUAGACGCCAGGAUGGAUCUUGGCCACAGUUCCGAAGUGCCCCCCUCGGAAAAUGUCCCUUCAUAGAUGAGCCCCCAAGCAGGAAGGAAUAUGACCGACACCGAUUGCGCCAAAUUCACAAAGAGAAGAAGGCUGCAUCUCACGCGGCUGAUGGGACACGUCAUGCUAAGCCAAAAGCAGCUGCGCCAGUUCAAGCUCCCGAAUCUGUGACCACAACAGAGAUGGCACACUCCCAGCCAUCGGCAAAGCAAGAGGAACGGGUUCCGCCUCCAAUCCAAAAUGAAACCCAAAAACCAUUGGAUGAAACCCAUGAGCGAAAGAGUUCUGAAAGCUUUGUUCCUCCCCACUUCCCUCGCACCGGGCCCUUCUAUGCUGGUUGUGAGCCAGCUGCCUCCGGUAUUCAGCCGUCGAACAUGACAUCCGCAAUUCGCUCACAAAUGAUCUCAUCUACUGCUGCUGCACCUGGCGCGAAAGCUGGGCUCAGCAAGGAGGUUCAUGGGCUCAAACGAAAGGUUCUUGAGAAAGGUACAGGUGGAUUCACGGCGGGAUCGAUGGCUGCUCCUCAACGCCGUGGGGAUGGAUUCACCACGGUUACGACGAAGAACAACACCAACCCCCCUGGUAAACCCAACGUUGUCAUCAAUGAAAAUGAGGCAAAGCAAUCUGAGGUCGCUGGUUCCAAGCGACAAAGGGAGGACAAAGAUGAGCAAAAGAAAUCCGAACGCCGCAGAGAUCCUAAGCCUGGCUAUUGCGAGAACUGCAGGGAUAAGUUCGAUGAUUUUGAAGAGCACACUUUGACUCGCAAACACCGUCGGUUUGCCGCGAACUCCACGAACUGGGCUGAACUCGAUGCAUUGCUCUCCGAAAUCCAGCGCCCCCUCAAGGACGAAUAUGAAUAUGACGAAUAG